AUGGGUGUCACAGGAUUGUUAACUAAAUUGAAACCAAUUCAAAAACAGAUUACUCUAGACCAAUUAUAUUCUAAAAGAUUAGCAAUCGAUGGGUAUUCGUGGCUCCAUAAAGCAACCAUUGGCUGUUCUUAUGAAUUGAUGAUGGAUUUAAAUACAAAUACAUAUUUAAAAUAUUUUAUAAAGAGAAUCAAUAUGUUAAAACGAUAUAAUAUUAAACCGUAUUUCGUAUUUGAUGGUGCCAAGAUAAAUGUGAAAGAAGGGAUUGAAUCCUCGAGAUUAGAAAAAAGGAUCUUAAAUAAAAAGAGAGGCAUAUCGUUAUGGGACACUGGGAAACAUCUUGAAGCUAUAGAAUAUUUUAAGAAAAGUGUGGAUGUAACACCUCAAAUGGCUAAAUGCAUUAUAGAUUAUUGUCGUUCGGAAAAUAUUGAUUACAUAGUGGCUCCAUUUGAAGCUGAUUCGCAAAUGGUAUAUCUGGAGAAAGAAGGUUUAGUUGAUGGUAUUAUUUCUGAAGAUUCUGAUUUAUUAAUCUUUGGUUGUAAAAAUUUAAUUACCAAAUUAAAUGAUAGAGGGGAGGCAAGACAAAUUGAAAGAAAAGAUUUCAAUAUGUUGGAGGAGCCAUUCAGUAUCGGUAAAUUUUCGCCAGAACAGCUACGACUUAUGGUUUGUCUAUCUGGGUGUGAUUACACUAAAGGGUUGGGCCAUAUUGGUUUGACAUUCGCGUAUAUGUUUACUAGCACUGGUAAGUCAAUUGAAGGUAUACUUGAAGAUUUUAUUGAGUCGGGAAAAUUAACUACAGAGAGUGCAGAAAUCUUCUUAAAAGAAUAUUAUUUUGCAGAUUGUUCAUUCCAAUUCCAAAGAGUUUUUUCCCCAACUCAACAAAAAGUGGUAACAUUAAAUGAUAUUACAUCAGAAUAUUUAUAUGAUUUCAAAAAAUCUAGAAUAUUGUACAGUAGUAUUGGUAAAGUUAUUAAUAAGCGUACAAGGAUUGUUGAAUAUAUUGAAAAUGACGAAGACAUUGAUCAUGAGAUGCAUAGGCUAAUAAGUAUAGGCGAAAGGGAUCCAUCCAAUUUUCAAACGAGAUUGGUUAGUAGAGAAAAUUUAAUCAAUGAAAGUGGGGAAACACAAAAUUCAAUUCAAUUUUAUUAUUCAAAUUUAUGGAAUAAAUAUGCAUCCCCAUUGCCAUUGCAUCCAAUCUUUAAUAAAACUCCAGUAGGAAGUCUUUCUUUAUCAUGUAAUUAG
Maudiozyma saulgeensis is the source of this 1239-nucleotide messenger RNA. The record is from the annotation of a GenBank genome assembly. Lineage: Eukaryota; Fungi; Ascomycota; Saccharomycetes; Saccharomycetales; Saccharomycetaceae.